AUGGGUAAAUCUGCUCAAGAUUUUAUUCAAAACUCUUUUUCCCCAAUUAUUGCGGUAUUAUGUAGUCCAAAAGUAAAUAAUGUUGUAUCUAAAAAUAAUUUGACAUUUUCUGAACUACUACAACCUUUUGCAUUAAUGGAAUGGGAAGGUCAAUUCCGAGAGCCUGGGGGAAGCACUUGUACUAUAAAAAAUUGGAAAUUAAUAAUAAGAGAUGUAAACUGGAAACCUCUUCAACCUACUGAAGCUAGAAGACAAUUAAAUAAUGCAGUUUUACAUAACUAUGAUGAAAAAACGGUUACUUUGGAGUUUGAUGGGCGUAAGUUUGAUGUUCCACAACUUACACCCUGGUUUGAUGCUUGGAGGGAGACUUAUCUUGAGGUGCAAUUUCCUUCCGAUCAUGAAUUUACUAAACAUUUUUUGUCCUGCUUAAUUGUGGCCACAACACUGGAUGAAAAUAUUGUAGAUACCUAUAAUGUAUUGAAUCAACAAUAUGCACAAUUACAAAAUAUUGCCCCUCCUAAAUUACCCAAAUGGUUUAAUAAUGGGGUUUUAAAAUCUUAUCUUCUCUUACAUGAUGUAUCAUGUGUGUCUAAGGAAAAAGCAGAGACAUUAUUUGAAACAAUGAAACAAGCUUUUGGCAUAGGAAACUGUUUCAUGUUGACAAUAAAUUCAAAAACUUCAAGUGAUCCCAAGUUACUUACUGAUUUUUGGGCUCCAUUUGUUACAAGAACUCCUGAAUCUAAUAGUGAAAUUUCGUCGCCAAUGAAUACAACUACUACAUCAUUUGAACCGCAAGUUGCUCCCACUCCCAUUAAUGUUAUGACACCUGAAGAAAGACCUAACAUAACGAUAACAUCAACACCAGAUGGCAUACACCCACUAACAACUUCUGAUAAUGAUGUUUAUGAUAAUGCAAAUAGUUUACAGCCCUAUUCAUUUUCAGGCAGUUCAGAAAGUGUUAAUGUGACCGGAAAAGGAAUCGAUUAUUCUAAUGAAGUGCAUGGAGCUGCUUUAAACACAAGUGAUAUUGAUGCCAUUAAGAAAUUCUUAAAAGAGUAUGCAUCAAAAGCCUUACUCCCUUACUUAGAAAAACAAAUUGCUCAACUAUCGGAAGUGGUUGCCAAUAGAAAGGGCGUAAGUAGAUCGCUCUUGUCAGCGACUAAGCGGUGGUUUGCAACUGGCAAAGGUGGAAAUACUACUGGGAAUAAUACCGUUAUAUACUCAAACGACUGUCCAGAACUACAGCUUCGACGUUUGGGUGAUCUUUGGUUCUUAUGUGGGCAGUGGCAGCGAGCAUUUGACGCGUACCACACAGCUAAACGAGAGUUCUACGCGGACAGUGCUUGGCUCUGCUACGCUGGGGCGCUUGAAAUGGCUGCUAUCAGUGCUUUUAUGGCCGGCGAAGCAAAUCGAAAAACACAUGGGUAUAUGGAGGAGAGCAUUGUGACGUAUCUCAAUACUUGUAGAAUGGUGCAAUACGCUGUCAGAGCUACUUUACUCUCAGCCUUGUGUCUGAUAAACUCUGGGCUCCAUGGGGAAGCUGCUAAACAACUAAUUCGUAUGACUUCAGAAGACAGUGACUUGCGUAGCGCAAUGCUGUUAGAACAGGCUGCUCUUUGCUUCCUCUCAGGACCGGGCACUAAAGUCAUGUGCAGAAAGUACGCUUUCCACAUGGUCCUCGCUGGACACAGAUUCUCAAAAGCCGGACAGAAGAAACAUGCCUACAGAUGCUACCACCAAGCUUAUCAGGUGUACACGGGCAGCGGGUGGCGGCUGGCCACGGACCACGUGCAGUUCGCGCUGGGGCGGCUGGCGGGCGCGCUGCGGCGGGGCGCGGCGCCGCGCUGGCUGGCCGCGCCGCUCGCGCCCGCCUCGCCGCAGCCGCCGCCGCAGCAGGCCGCCUUCCUGCGCGAGUACAUGCUGGCGCACCAGCAAUGGAUCGAGAGCAGCGAGGAGUUCUCGGAGCGGCUGCCGGUGGUGCCGGUGCCGCUGGCGCGGCGCGGCGAGACGCGCGUGGCGUGCGCGGGCCCGGCGCCGCUGGGCGCGGCCGGCCGCGUGGCCGCCGCCGCGCCGCCCGCCGCGCGCGCCGCGCACGCCGCGCACUGGCAGCGCCUCGAGCUCAUGCUGCUGCACGCCGCGCAAGGCGCCCCGCCCAUGAUAUUCAAGCCCACCGUCGACCUCUACACCGAGCGCACCGACGCCAACCCCAUCGUGCCGCAGGGAGAACCUGUACAAAUUACACUUACGUUAACAAAUCCCUUAAAGAUACCGUUGCUUCUAAAAGAUCUGGAAUUGCUCUGGCAAUUCAUACCAGAUACAGGAGAAACCGAAGGUCCCAAGGACAUCCUUAACAAUGAGCCUUUCUUAGCAUCAGGACGUACAUUAGAGAGUAACGUCAUUUUCAGACAAAAAAUAGCCUCAUGUCUUUUAGAAGGGGAAUGCAACAAAAGACUGACAUUUUCAUUGACCCCACUACAAGUUGGUCGACUGCUUAUCAAAGGUUUAGCUUUCAAAUUAAUCAACACUGGAGAGGAGGGCAAAGAAAACAGCAACAGUGUAAUUAUCUCGGGAAAAUUAGAUUUAUUGUCGGAUGGCAAUGAGUCUGAUAAGCGUUUGCAAAUUAUUGUGAUUCCACAAGCUCCAUGUCUACAGAUGACAUUUUCGGAGACCAGUCCGGAUGUGAUCAGUGGCGAAUUGAGAACAAUAGAUGUGGAAUUCCGCAACGUGGGUCCCGUGGAGAUGAAGAACUUGUACUUAGCAGUAUCCCAUCCUGAUUGCGUCCGCCUCGACAUUGAUGAGCACAGUGAUGAUUUCAAAUUGCUUUACGACGAAAAAUACCGCGAACAGCCUUCCUAUUCGGACGAGCGUGCGGCGCGUGCGGGGGCGCGCGCGGGCGCGGCGGCGCGGCACUGCGGGCGCGCGGCGCGCGCGCUGGCGCCGGCCGCCGCCGUGCGCGCGCGCCUGCUGCUGCGCCCGCGCCGCGCCGCGCGCACGCUGCGCCUGCUCGCCUACUACGAGACCGGCCUGCGCCAGCGCCCGCACCGCUUGCUGCGCCACGAGAUGCGCUUCGACACCACGGAGGCGGUUGAAAUACAAGUAACACCAAGAAGAAGCUUAAAUAAAGCUGAUGGGGAAGUCUUAGAAAACAUGAGUCUUGCGGUCGAAGUUAAAAAUAUUUGUAAAGAGAAACACGAGGAUAUUUCCAUAGAAGUAUUAGAGGUUUCUCUGCUCAGUCAACAGUGGAAGUUAACUAACGCAAUCGCAGCCCCUAAUGUCGAUGAGGCUUUGGUCCCACGCGAAAGAAUUCAUUACGUGUUUAAAGCUAAAAGAAUUCUUGAAGAAACUGACAAAAACAAAUUAGAAUAUUCAUAUAUUAAAGUUGGGAAAAGACACGCUGAAAGCGUCGCCGAUGUUAUUUCCCCGCCAUAUUCUAAAUUCCUGGUCGAUUCCUUGCCUUCUAUUGACGAUAAUACUGAAACAAAUUAUUCAGUACCAGUGAAAAAGAGAGAUGGGUUGAUACAGUCGAUGCUUGUUUUGAGAUGGAAGGCUUAUGAUAGAGUGAAAAAUAGAACCGCCAUUGGACAACACUGUUUAUGGAUGGAUUGCUUCACUAAAGCGUUGUCCCGUGAAAUAGAUUUGUCGCCAGAUCUACCCGCGAUACCACUGGACGAUAUAGAAAGUAAAACUAACAUUAAUGAAAUAAAGGAAAAGAGCCACACAAGUGAUGUCGUUAUUUUCAGAUUAGAGCAUUCCAAUUAUGUGAAUCAUAACUUUACUUUGAGAAAAUUGUGUUUGAUACCUAUUGUUAUAAAUAUAGUCAACUGUUAUGGAGUGCCGGUUACGGUCUUUAUUGAUAUGACUAAACAACAAAAUAGAGAAACGACUGGUGAAUUGGGUUGGGCGGGAGCACUAAGCACAGGCAUUGAUCCAGAUUCCAAGGAGUUAGGAGUGAAUGUGACGCUACAAAAAUUUGAAUCACGUCGUGUACAAGUGCGAGCGCUCUGUGCCGCCCCCGGCACUUAUGUAGUGGGCUCCGCCUUCACACUCACUACCACGUGGGGUCUGAACAACCGAGCCAGCACACACUUUUCCAACAACGCUUCUCUUCUAGUCGUUAAACAAGUUUAG
This is a messenger RNA of Parnassius mnemosyne (clouded apollo), 4128 nucleotides long. The record is from the annotation of a GenBank genome assembly. Lineage: Eukaryota; Metazoa; Arthropoda; Insecta; Lepidoptera; Papilionidae.